CAAGUAAAUUAUUUUCUAUAGAAAAAGUAAGACACACAAUUUGAACAGAACCUUCUUCCUUUGCCAAUUUGAACAGAAUACUGUAUAAAAUUUGUGAAUGACUAAAUUAGUUGGCCAUUCGGAUUCGGCACUAUUUAUGCAGUUCAACUAACUAAACUGACUAAGGAAAAAAAAAAAACCAAUAUUAACUAAAAAUCACCUAACUAAUACAGCAGUGAUAUAUCCUAUUCCGACGAUGCAUUUUAGGAAUCCCAUCAAAGACUGCACUUACUAUGUUUUGUAUAUACUUCUAACCUUUGGAUUGUUGUGUAUUCUCCUCUUAAGCUCUUCAUGUAGUAAAAGCGGUAAUUUAACUCUCUUUUCUUUACAAGAAUACUCCAUAUGCCAACCUUCAAAUGCAUUUUACAUAAAAACCUAUGAAGAUAAGCUUGAAGAAGCUUUGGCUGGAGCAGCGACUAAGGACAAAACAGUAAUAAUAACUGUUGUUAAUAAAUCAUACGUAGAGGGAGAUAAGCCAAUGCUAGAUCUCUUCUUGGAUGGUUUUUGGCAUGGAGAAGGCACUAGGGAAUUGAUGAAUCACUUGUUGAUUGUUGCCAUUGAUCAAACCUCUUAUGAACGGUGCAAGUUCCUCCAUCUUCAUUGUUACCAGCUCGAAACGGACUUUGUGGAUUUUGCCGGAGAGAAAGUGUACAUGUCGGAAGACUUUAUAAAGAUGAUGUGGCGAAGAACUCAGUUCUUAGGUGAUGUUCUUAAGCGUGGUUAUAACUUCAUUUUCACGGACACUGAUGUAUUAUGGCUAAGAAAUCCAUUCCCAAAGUUGAGCCAAAACAAACAAAUAGACUUGCAAAUCAGUGCAGAUAAUUUUAAUGGCGACCAAUGGUCCGAGGCAAAUCCCAUCAACACAGGCUUCUACAUGAUCAAAUCCGACAAUAAAACCAUCGCACUGUUUGAUAAGUGGUACGAGAAGAAAGAGGAUUCCAUCGGAUUUAAAGAACAAGACGUGUUGCAAAACCUAAUGCGUGAAGGAGAAUUUCGAAAGUUAGGCCUUAAAGUGAGAUUCUUGGACACUGUUUAUUUUAGCGGAUUCUGUCAAAAUAGUAAGGAUGUUAGGGCCGUAGUAACUGUUCAUUCCAAUUGUUGCCGGAGAAUUAGUGCCAAAAUGGCUGAUCUGAUCGCAGUAAUUCAUGAUUGGAAGAGGUUUAUGAGCUCCACUUCGAAUGAAACAUCGAGGUUUCAGUGGUCGCCUCAUGAUCACUGUCGAGAUUCCUGGCGAAAUUGAGGAUACUAUGAUUUUAUGUUGAGAAAUCUAAUUAAUAAUUAUGUAUACAAGUUCUUUACAAGUUCAAUCUUGUGAUUUUGAACGUAGCAAGACACAGUAUAUCAUUUGUAAGUGCAUCAUUAGAUGAAAUAUUUUCACACACUUUGUGUAAUACGUCCAAUAGCUUAGUGUCACGUUUGUUAGUUCACAUAUGUAUGCAAAAUUGA
This is a messenger RNA of Lycium ferocissimum, 1485 nucleotides long. RefSeq lists its product as uncharacterized. The record is from RefSeq and is a predicted model, not a curated record. The transcript has 3 exons. NCBI's taxonomy places the organism in Eukaryota, Viridiplantae, Streptophyta, Magnoliopsida, Solanales, Solanaceae. Bases 236 to 1279 code for a protein of 347 amino acids.